Molecule: messenger RNA, 1901 nt
Organism: Anopheles coustani
Lineage: Eukaryota; Metazoa; Arthropoda; Insecta; Diptera; Culicidae
Gene: Caf1-55
Product: chromatin assembly factor 1 p55 subunit
Exons: 2
Coding region: 303-1592 (429 amino acids)
Biological process (GO): regulation of gene expression
Cellular component (GO): nucleus; ESC/E(Z) complex; NuRD complex
Molecular function (GO): histone binding
Source: RefSeq, a predicted model, not a curated record
AAUCGCAUCGAAUCGCUGGGUCGAAUUAAAUCAGUCAAAAACGCUGGAAAACAGCAAAGUAAGAGUUUUUCGCGUAGCAAUAACUAUUCAACGUUAUAGCAAUUACCGUUGGGAGUAACGAGAAACAGGAGUUGCACAUAUUUAAACACCGGUUGAUCGUAUUUUGCUGACCGAAAGUUGCGGUCGGCAAAUCGGCGUAUCAGAACGCCGCUUACCAAGCUUGGAGAUUUGGCGGGAGUCGGCAGAAUAUUGAACGUCAAGCAAAUUAAUAUUAUUUGUGCUUUCGCUUGCUGUGCCUGAAAAUGGGUGAUCGUGCUGAUGGAGCGGAAGCAUUUGAUGAUGCGGUCGAGGAGCGUGUCAUCAACGAAGAGUACAAAGUGUGGAAGAAAAACACUCCAUUCUUGUACGAUCUCGUUAUGACACAUGCGCUCGAGUGGCCAUCGUUGACGGCCCAAUGGUUGCCGGAUGUGACAAAGCCGGAAGGGAAGGACUAUUCGGUGCACCGGCUCAUACUCGGCACGCACACGUCGGACGAGCAGAACCAUCUGCUGAUUGCGAGCGUCCAGCUGCCGAAUGAGGACGCGCAGUUUGAUACGAGCCAUUUCGACAACGAAAAGGGCGAGUUCGGUGGGUUCGGCUCGGUGUCCGGGAAGAUCGAGAUAGAGAUCAAGAUCAACCAUGAGGGCGAAGUGAACCGCGCGCGUUACAUGCCACAGAACCCGUGCGUUAUCGCCACCAAAACUCCGUCGAGUGACGUGCUGGUGUUCGACUACACGAAGCAUCCGAGCAAGCCGGAACCGAGCGGCGAGUGUCAUCCGGACCUGCGCCUACGUGGACACCAGAAAGAAGGCUACGGUCUGUCGUGGAACCCAAACCUGAACGGGUAUCUGUUGUCGGCGAGCGAUGACCACACCAUCUGCCUGUGGGACAUCAAUGCCACACCGAAGGAGCACCGCAUCAUCGAUGCGAAGAACAUCUUCACCGGGCACACAGCAGUAGUGGAGGAUGUUGCCUGGCAUCUGCUGCACGAGUCGCUGUUUGGAUCGGUCGCCGAUGACCAAAAGCUUAUGAUUUGGGACACGCGCUGCAACAAUACUUCCAAACCAUCGCACACGGUUGAUGCACAUACGGCUGAGGUUAACUGUCUGAGCUUCAAUCCGUACUCGGAGUUCAUCCUCGCCACCGGAUCGGCAGACAAAACCGUUGCGCUGUGGGAUUUGCGUAAUCUUAAGCUAAAGCUGCACUCGUUCGAGUCGCACAAGGACGAAAUCUUCCAGGUGCAGUGGUCGCCGCAUAACGAAACGAUUCUCGCCUCGUCUGGUACCGACCGGCGGCUGCACGUAUGGGACCUGUCCAAGAUUGGCGAGGAGCAGAGUGCCGAGGACUCUGAGGAUGGGCCGCCCGAGCUGCUGUUCAUUCACGGAGGUCACACGGCUAAGAUUUCCGACUUCUCGUGGAACCCGAACGAGCCGUGGGUCAUCUGUUCUGUAUCGGAGGACAACAUCAUGCAGGUGUGGCAGAUGGCCGAAAAUAUGUAUAAUGACGAAGAACCGGACGUACCGGCGAGUGAGAUCGAGGUUGGGGGAUCUUAAAAUGCACCUAUCACUGUCCCUCGCCAUCUUGCAGAUGUUUCGUCUUAAAUUUGUUCGUUUUUUUUAUUUUCUCAUGUACUUUAAUCAUAAUCCUCACCAUUGAAAUAGUUGUAUUGUUUCUGAAACUGAUAAAAUAUGGCGCAUCAUCUUUAAAUCAAACCAGUUUUUGAAGCAGAUUGAAGCUAGUGUUUCUAUUCGAUGCGAUCCUUCUAAAUGUCUUUGUUUCCGACACGAUUCCGUAAUAAAUAAGAAAUUAUUCCAUCGCACUACACGAUACGGUGGUUAAAACAUUUGUACGUGGUGUAUCUA